GAAUUUGUUCUUCGGUCUUAUGUUAUCAAUCCGGACUAUUGAUACGCCAUGAUUACUUUUAUGAUGUCUUUUCGAUCAGUUAAACCUAGGUUUGACGUGCAGCAAAGCUCUUGCACAAGGAGGGGUGCAUAUUGCACCAUCCGUCGCCUAGGAUAUCGAUGUAUACUUCUUACCAUGAAAACUCCCAUCCGCAGCAAUCAAAACUCUAGUUGAACUACGAUCGGAAGCUUUUUUUUUUGGCAGAUCCAAAUGGUGUGAGUAACUAUAGUGUCCCUGUUGAACGUCAGUAAGUAUCGGGAUAGCUAUCCUUAGAGAGUAGCUGUAUUUUUCCAUUCCAUUCGCUACCUCUGUUCCUCAGCCUUUCAUUUCUCUUUUAAUCACAAUUAUCGCAUCUUAUACCUUAUUCCUCUUAAGAUAAACAUGUCUACUACCAUCACAAUCAGCAGCAAUAGUCCAAUUAUCAUUCGGCAUGAUGCACCGGUCGAUGGUCAUUCAGGCGCAAUUACCAAUGGAUUUGCCAAUGGUGAUAGUCAUACCAGACUCAUUGAAUACGCCAAUAGUGUUACGACAAAUGGGAACAAUGCGCAUUUUUCUGCGGAAGCAGGGCUCAAUGAUGCACCAGAUCGUAUCAAGUUCGCUUAUUGGGUGCCCAAUGUUUCCGGUGGUUUAGUGAUAUCAAAGAUUCCCCAAAGAACAAGGUAGUCUUGAUAUUUUGUCAUGAGAUUUCAAUCACUAAUAUUCAUAGUUGGGAUUACGAAUCAAAUGUGAGAUAUGCACAAACGGCGGAGGAAGUAGGAUUCGAAUAUGCUCUCACUCAAAUUCGAUUCAUGGCAGGGUAUGGAGCUGUGAGUUCUAUCAGAAGUUGUUUGCAUACUAUUCAUAUUGAUCUGCAGUAGGAUCAUCAACACGAAUCCGUCUCCUUCUCCCAAGCACUACUUCAUAACACUAAGAAGUUGAAUGUUAUUGCUGCAAUAUUACCCGGCCCAUGGAAUCCAGCUGUUGCAGCUAAGCAAAUCGCCAGUAUCGAUCACUACUCGAACGGAAGGGUAUCUGUGAAUAUUGUUUCCGGGUGGUUUAAACAAGAGUUCACAAGCAUUGGACAAUGGUGGCUUGAACACGCUGAGCGCUACAGGAGGAGCAGGGAGUUUAUCGAGUGCUUGAAAGGGAUUUGGACUUCUCCAAAAUUCUCCUACAAAGGGGACUUUUACCAAUUUCACGAUUAUCCUUUGUCGCCAAAACCUCUCGAUUUACCAGGUCGACCACAUCCAUUAAUUUUUCAAGGAGGCAACUCAAUUGACGCUCGAGAAAACGGAGCUCACGUAUCUGACUAUUAUUUCAUGAAUGGCAAUACUCUAGAGGGAUUCCAAGAGCAAAUUGCUGACGUUAAAGAGCGGGCGCGGAAGCUUGGUCGAGAGGAUCAGAUACAUUUUGCAGUCAAUGGCUUUGCUAUUGUUAAAGAAACGGAAGAAGAAGCAAUACGACUUCUAUCUGAAAUUCAAGGCAAGGCGGACAAGGAAGCUGUGAAUGCAUUUGCGGAUGCAACAAAACAAGCUGGCUCAUCGACAGAAAAUAAAAAGGGCAUGUGGGCCAAUAGCAAAUUUGAUGAUUUGGUGCAAUACAACGAUGGAUUUAAAACAAAACUAAUCGGAACAGCUGAACAGGUUGCCGAUAGAAUUUUAUUGUUGAAGAGCUUAGGGAUUGAUAUUGUUUUAAUCGCAUUUUUGCAUUAUGAGGAUGAUAUUCAGAACUUUGGGGAGAAAGUUUUACCAUUAGUUCGAAAGCUGGAGAGGGACGGAAGGGGAAAGGAUGCAGAGGAUGAAAUUCGAAGGACUGGGGAUGUUUAUCGUACGAAACGAUGAGGGUUAAGGAAUGUCGUACUUUCGAAAUCUGUAUGCACCCUGUCACUCGGUCCCGUCUUGACACAUUGAUUAAUUUCUGGGGACAGGACAGUCUUAUGGAAGCUCUUGAGGACCUGAAGGAACCUCGUCCUUUGGAGUUUGCGCAUAGGGAUUUCGGCUCCACUAAGCAAACAUUUCUUGCUGUUCAAAAUUUACCGCCUCACUUUAGCGACUCGAUUUCUCCUCCCAAUAUCGACAUGAGUUCGUGUGUUUUGAGAUAUUUAUGAUGGUGCCUUUUGUCUUGUGGUCAGUCAUCUAUGGUCGUGUAUGGUCGGUCAUCUAUGGUCGGUCAUCUAUGGUCGGUCAUCUAUGGUCGAGAAGUACUUGAACCCUUUCACGUUCUUUUUGAUUGUACGGAGUAUGUAUACUUAAUCCAGUACUUCGAAUUUUGUAUACAAACAUACAAACGGAUCAUACCCAGUUUGUCUGCAUCGUGCUUUGUUCAUUCUACAGCUCAAUGCCUUGGAAGUCAGGCCGAGAAAAGCGCACAGUUUGAGACAUCUCCGAUAACCGAAAUUUUCCAUCUCCGGAUAUCCACCGGAAGAGCUGAAUGCCAGAUCCGUUUUUUACAAUUUUGGGAUACUUAAUAUAUACACAAUAUAGAAUGGCAAGCUUAUAUAUUGCUGCUGAUUAAUAAGGUGUGAAGCAAAUACUCCGGGACUUAGAAGUCAAGAUAACUAUCUAUUUCGAUUUACUCAGAAACUGCAUAAUAUUAAUAAUGAUAAUGAUGAUAACCACGAAUUCGAGGCGCCUCUUCAUCCCAUCCUUCCCUCUCCUAGCAAAACCGAAUUCGAAUAGAGUUCUACGGAGAAGUGGGAGAAGUGGGAGAAGUGGGAGAAGUGAUCCCGCACAGACAUUGUACCUAUCAAUUCAACGACUUUCACCCCCAAACGUGCAUCUUCCCGGCC
This is a messenger RNA of Sclerotinia trifoliorum, 2806 nucleotides long. The record is from the annotation of a GenBank genome assembly. Lineage: Eukaryota; Fungi; Ascomycota; Leotiomycetes; Helotiales; Sclerotiniaceae.